This is a messenger RNA of Oncorhynchus masou masou (cherry salmon), 1853 nucleotides long. RefSeq names its product UTP3 small subunit processome component (gene utp3). Gene Ontology annotation, biological process: maturation of SSU-rRNA from tricistronic rRNA transcript (SSU-rRNA, 5.8S rRNA, LSU-rRNA). The transcript has 15 exons. Bases 234 to 1637 code for a protein of 467 amino acids. The record is from RefSeq and is a predicted model, not a curated record. Lineage: Eukaryota; Metazoa; Chordata; Actinopteri; Salmoniformes; Salmonidae. Gene Ontology annotation, cellular component: nucleolus; small-subunit processome.
GCUUAUAAACCCCACCGAAGAAGAGGAAGAAAACAACCCGGAAGCACGUGGAAAGAAAACAGAAAAUGCGAGGUUGCUCGGAGUUGCAAACGAUUAUAUGUCAAUUUAUCGUUUGUUGAGUCACCGGAAUAGAGACAGCAUUUUUUGGAAGAUCACAUUUCUAGGCAACAGAAAAAGUUAUCCCACUAGUAAGAUAGCUAGCAAGCUAACGUUACUCUACUGAGCUUCUCAACAUGGUUCGGGCUCUAAGAACCAAACGCGCCCCUCCGGUGAAGAAGACGGAACAGUUUGACGAAGAUGACCCUAAAGCAUACAAGGACAUGCCUGUCCCAGAUAAGAGAUCCUCGCAGUAUACGAAGGACAAGGUCGACGAGUUCCACGAUGACAAAAUCUCAAAACUCAUGGCACGUGGUGUUCAGAUGGACAGUGACCAGGAAGAUGGUGAUGACGAGGAGGAAGUGAUGGCUCUGGACCUCACUGACUCAGAGGAUGAUGAUGAUGAAGAGGAGGAGGAAGAAGAGGCUGAUAUGGACAGUGAUCUGGAGGGGAAGAAGGAUGAUUAUCUCCCCAAUGAUAUGGCAUGGGGAAACAGGAAGAAGAUGUUCUAUGACUCUGACUAUGUGGCUGCCAAGGGGAAGUCUCAGCAAGACGCAGAGGCAGAGGAUGAAGAGGAAGAGGAAGAAGCAAAGAAUAUUCAGAGACGAUUGGCUGCCGAUCUUAGCGAGGAGGACUAUGAUCUUAACCUCCUUCAGGAGUUUGCUGUAGAGGAGCAGGAGGUGGAGAAGGAGAGGAUUGUGAAGGACCUGCAGCAGAUGUCCCAGAAGGAGAAGAUGAAGCUGCUGAAGAAAGAGUCGCCAGAGCUACUGGAGCUCAUUCAGGACUUUAAGGCAAAGUUGGCAGAGCUGAAGGACGACCUGCAGCCUCUUUUGGAGAUGGUCAACGAUGGACGGAUCCCACCAGGAAAGGGUGCCAACUACCUCAGGACCAAACAGCAGCUUUAUCUAAAUUACUGCACAAACAUAAGUUUCUACCUGGUCCUGAAAGCAAAGCGUAUUCCCGCACACAACCACCCUGUGAUUGAAAGACUGUUGACUUACAGAAAUCUGAUUAAUGAGAUGGGUGAGGUAGACGCUCGGCUUGCCCCACAGCUGCGCCAGCUGCUCUCUGCAGACCAGAAGGAGAAGUCCGCUAGAAAGUCGGAGGGCAGCGAGCAGAUCACCAACAAGAAGGUCAAGGUAUCUGAAGAGGCUGGGGCGGAAUCAUCUGAAGACUCAUACUCUGACUUGGAUGAGGAGGCUGCUCUGCGUUUCUACAGAGGCGUGGAGGAGAGGCUGAAACUGAAGAGGAAGCGCAAGGACCCGCAGGCUGAGGAAGGCAGAUUGGAGGCGGCAGGAGAUGACUAUGUGGAUCCAGAUGCCAAGAGACGCAUUACCUACCAGAUGGCCAAGAACAAAGGGCUUACACCAAAGAGGAAGAAGAUUGACCGCAAUCCCAGGGUCAAACACAGAGAGAAGUUCAGACGAGCCAAGAUCCGCAGAAAGGGACAGGUUCGUGAAGUCCGUCGUGAGGAGACAAGAUACAGUGGAGAGCUGUCUGGUAUUCGUGCUGGAGUUAAAAAGAGUGUCAAACUCAAGUAACCAACCCAACUGUUUCCUUUAAGGAAGACUGUCAACAGUUACCUGUGGACUGUAGGGGAUUUGUGUGAUUUCUCCAGCACAAUGUAAUACCAACAUACAGUUGGGGUUUAAUGUCCCAAGUCUGUCACUUUACCGAUGUAAUACUGUCUGACAUUGUCAGAAUAAUCUACUUUGUUGUAAUGAAACUGCAAUAAAGUUGUUCUUGAUCAAGUCAAA